GCUUUAGCUUGGCACAGAAACCCUUUGGAGCAACGUAUGUCUGGAGCAGCAUUAUCAAUGCACUUCAAACUCAAGUGGAAGUGAAAAAGCGUCGCCAGAACCUGAAGUGCUACCACGACUGUUUCAUCGGUUCGGACGCGGUGGAUGUUGUCUUUGCCCAUCUCCUACAGAACAAGUAUUUUGGGGAUGUUGAUAUCUCCCGUGUUAAAAUAGUGCGCGUGUGCCAAGCCCUGAUGGAUUACAAAGUAUUUGAGGCUGUUUCAACUAGGGUCUUUGGAAAAGACAAACGGUCUGUGUUUGAAGACAGUAGCAGUAGCCUCUACAGAUUCACAAAUGUCUCAAACCAAACAGAACUUGAUAAAGAUUACCAGCAGUGUACACCGCAAAGGCAUGAGAAGAGCAUGUUGUUUCACCCUACUCCUGUCAAACCAGAAAAUUUGGAGGAUCUCUGGGAAAACCUGAGUUUAAAGCCUGCGAACACCCCUCAAGUAAAUAUCUCGGAUAGUUUGUCCCGUCAAGUUAUUAAUGAAGUAUGGAGAGAACAAACAAUUGCUCGACUCCUGCAGCUUGUAGACCUUCCGCUCCUUGAGUCUUUGCUUGAGCACCAAGAGCUCAGACCUCAGCUUCCACAGCCACGGAAGGGAGCUGGAUACGUCAUCACAAGUAACUACCUAGACAGAGAGAUCCUCAAGGCUUUCAGUGACUCACAAACAGACGAAUGGCUCUCAGCAGCAAUAGAUUGCUUGGAAUACCUUCCAGAUCAUAUGGUGGUAGAUAUUAGCAGGAACUUGCCUGAUCAACCAGAUAAAGCAGACACAUGGAAACUACUGCUGUUUGAAAAUAUUGGAAGAUACUAUGGCCAAAAAAAGGAGCCGCUGUUAAGCCAUGCACCUGAAAUUCAUUCAGGAAUUGCAGAACUGUUAGUGAAUGGGAAGAUGGAGCAAUCUUUAGAAGCUGUUCAACUCUAUUUGAAACUUCUAGACAGCCAAGCCAGGGAGGAGUUCAGGAGACUACUGUACUUCAUGGCUGUUGCAGCACAUAAUUCUGAGCUCAAACUGCAGAAGGAGAACCAAUUGAAAAUGUCUCGGAAUCCUGACAAGCCACACUCAAGUGAAGAAAAGUUGAGUGGUUUGGAGGAUGGUCAAGAGGAGAGCUUGGACAUCCCAGAUCAAUCUGUCAGAAAAAGAAUACGACAGAGCGCGCCAGGGUCCCACAGAGAUGAUACGCCAAAGUCGAGUCCUCCUCGGCCUGUGUCAAUAGAAGAGCUCAUGGAGACAGCCAAGGGAGUAACCAACAUGGCCUUAGCACACGAAAUUAUCGUUAAUGGAGACUUCCAGAUAAAACCAGCUGAAUUACCAGAGCACAGCUUAGAAAAAAAAGUAAGAGAUAUUGUGCAUAAAGCUUUCUGGGACUGUCUGGAAGCUCAGCUAAAGGAAGAUCCACCGAUAUAUGACCAUGCAAUUAAACUAUUGGGAGAAAUUAAAGAGAAUCUCCUGUCGUUCUUGUUGCCUGGUCAUACUAGACUGAGAAGCCAGAUUACAGAAGUUCUUGAUCUGGAUUUGAUAAAACAGGAGGCAGAGAAUGGGGCCCUUGACAUUUCUAAGUUGGUCGAGUUCGUUAUUGGGAUGAUGGGGACUCUCUGUGCUCCAGCUCGAGACGAAGAAAUUAAGAAACUGAAAGAUAUUAAUGAAAUAGUUCCUCUGUUCAGAGCCAUUUUCUCUGUAUUAGACCUAAUGAAAAUGGAUAUGGCAAACUUCGCUGUCAGUAGUAUUAGGCCAAAAUUAAUGCAGCAGUCUGCUGAAUAUGAAAGAAAGAAGUUUCAGGAGUUUCUUGAGAAACAGCCAAAUUCUUUAGACCUUGUCACACAGUGGUUGCAAGAAGCAGCAGAUGAUCUUGUGAAGCUGAGAUGUAAAAGGCUGCCUCCCCCCUGUAGUAGUGAUGGUGCCACUGGUGGAGCUACCGCCUUGUGCUCCACCGCUGUACAAAAUCAGGCCUACCUGAAGCUCCUGAAGUGGGAUCAUGUAAACAGGCCUUUUCCAGAAACGGUGCUGAUGGACCAGUCCCGCUUCCAGGAAAUACAGCUGGAGCUGGAGCAGCUCCUGGUGACUGGGACAGUCCUCCUGGUCACCUUCAGCGCCGCGGGCUCCGCGCUCGGUGACGUGCCUGGAUUUGCUGAGAAGAUCAAAACCAUCGUCAAGGUGCUGCUGACAGGAAUGCAUCUGCCCUCCUUUAACCUGAAGGAAUCUCUGGCCACCAUCGGUGAAAAGGUGUGUGCUGAAGCCAACAGCUGCCUGUCCCAGCACGGCUUUACACCCUUCUCAGCCGAGAGAGAGACUGUACUUAAAGGACAGAUCCAAGCAGUGGCCAACCCAGAUAACACCAUUUGCAAGCUCAUAGAUUCUCGAAUUCAGAAGUUUCUGGAGAACUGUCUGGCGUCUCCUCACCAGAAGUCAUCUCCUGCCGUUCCCGGAGGAUUAGGCCCCAUUCAAAGGGAGCUGGAAGAAAUUGCUGUCAAGUAUGUUCGUCUUGUCAACUACAACAAAAUGGUCUUCAGCCCUUACUACGACACAGUUCUUGGCAAAAUACUGGCUGAGGAAGAAUCCCAACUUGCAGGGAAGGCAGAAGAACCGUAAAACCCCUUUGUGUGCUGCCGACACGGUAUUAACUUUGGGGGCUACUUUGAAAAAUCGCACCAAUCUUUGUGUAGGAAAACAGCUUUCCCUGUAAAUACCAGUUCCUUUUAAUGCACUGGUGGUGAGUGAGGAGAAAAAUAGAGGAGAUGCAGAAGGGGUUCCGAGGUAAAUGGGGAGAGAGAGAUGCGUUUCCAGUGUAAGUGUGCAACCCGGGGGGGUGUCACGGUAGUUUUCUGGCUGCAAUUUAUAGAUAUUUUUCAGCUGAUGGUAGAGAGGACAAGGUUAAAAACUAAACUUUGUAUUUAAGUGGCUCAUUUUAGGGCAUUUUACUCUAAUUUACCGUGAAUUUAGUUUAAUUAGUCCAGAGCAGGUUAGCAACAGUUCUUCCCAGAAGGGGUGAUUUGGCUUUAAAAAAAUCUUACCUUAAAGACUUCAGAAGUGAGCUAAAAUUCUAGAUAAGAGAAACUUUAACAGGCAAAAAAUCAAAGCCAAACAGCACUUUAUUGUAACAUUAUGGUUGGCGUGGCAGCCUACUAGGUUUUUCUGCAUUUUACUGCGUUUUUAAUAGCAUUUUUUUGCUGUUUACCUGCAGAUGUUACAAAACACAUAAUAUAUUUUUGUAGCAAAUUUUCUGGUUAUUGGGUAACUGUCCUCUGCUAUGUACAGUACUUCCAAAGGUGGCAAUCUUAUAGAUUGCAGCUGUAUUUAUCUCUUGUAAAGACUUCAGAAGGGCAGAGCUAAAAUGUUUUGAUAAAAAGUUGCAUUUCUUACCUUUUUUUGCUAGUCGUUUCCUCCUUUUUACGUGAAAUACUAAUUUUCAAGUAAAUCCUCUGUCAUUUGCAGAAGGUGGAUUUAAAGCGUGUGAAACUUUAGGCUGAAGAUUUUACUUGUUUUGUAAACCUACAACUGAAGAUGGUUGCAUAUUCAAUCACAUCUUCAAAAAUCUCCAGGAAGUAUGAGUGACUUUAAUAUACUGGGAGAAGUGAAUGAUUUAAUGUUAGUUUAAAUACACAGGGAAUAUUUUCAGUAGAAGAUGUUUUUUGCUUUGUAGAAAUGUUCUUGUAACUUGAAAUAUUUGUAGGUCUUGAAUUUAAUUAGCUAUGUGUUGUAUAAAUGAGUGUUCACAGGAGAGUUCAAUGAUCAAUCAGAUCCUGGGCUGCAUCAAGAGCAGGUGGCCAGCAGGGCCAGGGAGGUGAUUCUGCCCCUCUAUUCUGCUCUGCUGAGAUCCCACCUGGAGUACUGGGUCCACAUCUGGGGCCCCCAACACAGG
This is a messenger RNA of Calidris pugnax (ruff), 3903 nucleotides long. It is a transcript of the gene TCP11L1, whose product is annotated as t-complex 11, testis-specific-like 1. The record is from RefSeq and is a predicted model, not a curated record. The transcript has 14 exons. NCBI's taxonomy places the organism in Eukaryota, Metazoa, Chordata, Aves, Charadriiformes, Scolopacidae. Bases 234 to 2633 code for a protein of 799 amino acids. Gene Ontology annotation, biological process: signal transduction.